This is a messenger RNA of Acanthosepion pharaonis, 2055 nucleotides long. Lineage: Eukaryota; Metazoa; Mollusca; Cephalopoda; Sepiida; Sepiidae. The record is from the annotation of a GenBank genome assembly.
AUGAAGACCCGCCAACGCAAUUUUUCUUCUGUUUCUUUUCUUUUUCAAAAUCCCUGUGAAAUACACCCGACCUCUCUCUCCCCACUUCCCUCUCCUUCUCUCUCUCUCACAAACACGCACUCCCUCUCUCUUUUUUUUACACUGUCUUCCUUAGAAUUUGUACCACAAGUUCUCUCUCUCUCUCUCUCUCUCUCUUUCAUUACCUUCCUCUCUUUCAGAAUAUUUUCUCUCACAGUUUCUCUUUCAUUGUUUCUUCUACCCACUUCUUUCUCGAAUCUUUUCGCUAUUACCACUUCUGAAAAUUACUCAUCUCAUGCAGCUGCUGCUUCAACCAACUUUGAAUUAUUGAAAAAGCAUAUGUCUCGGUCUUUUCAUAUCGACAUCUAUCUAUCUAUCUAUCUAUCUAUCUAUCUAUCUAUCUAUCUAAUUCUGUUCCUUCCUUCUUUCUUUCCUUCCCUCUUUCUUUCCUUUCUUCCUUCUUUCCUGUCUAUCUAUCUAUCUAUCUAUCUAUCUAUCUAUCUAUCUAUCUAUCUAUCUCAGUCUAUCCCUUUAUUGCUUCAUUCCUUCCUCUCUAUCUAUCUCUUUUCCGCCUCUUCUCUAGAAACUGGAGACGGCCAAAAUAGUUCCCAGUUGCGCUGCGCAUCACCUAAAAUUUGUCGUGCUUUUUUUCAUUUACUUUCUUGCUUAGAUGUUUUGUUUAAUUUCUUUAACGCUUUUCUUUUCCUUCUUCUCUUUUCAUUCAUUAUAUUGCCUUCUUUCAUUUCUUCUUCACGUCUUUCUUCUUCGUUGAGUUUCUCCUUAUUUUUUUUUCUUCCUUAUAUUACCAAAUUUGGAUUUCACCUUCCUUCCAUCUCUCUACUUCUUUCUUUCUCCUCUCUCGCAUUUUCAACGACUUUUUCUUUUUUUCCUUUGAAGCUUUUUAUUCCUUCUUUAUUCUCUUUCGUUUUUUUUUUCUUGGUGUUUAUCAAUUUAUGUUUUUCGUUCUCCCCUUUCUUUCUCUGUCACCUUUUCUUUUCCUUCUAUUCGUUCUCCUUUCUUUUCUUUACUUUUUUCUUUAGGUUUUCUUUCAUUUUUUAUUCUUUCUUUUCUUUCUUCCUUCUCCUUUUUAUCUCUUUCCUUUUUUUACCCUUAGUCAUUUUACUCAUUUCCUCAAUUUCUUUGGACUUCCCUGCUUUCUUUUUUCUUUUUUCACUUUUCUAUUUUGUUCUUUUUAUUCAUUUAUUCUUGUUUAUUCAAUUUCUUUCCGUCUCUUUUCAACUACAUACCUCCCCUCUUCGCUGUUUUUUAUUUUGUUUUGUUUUUAUACUUUUAUUUAAUUCUUGUUAUUUUACUUUUUUUUUCUUUUCUUCUUUAUAUCCUUGUUACGUCUCUCGUUUUUUUCCUUUUCUUUUUAUUCUUGCUCCUUUUCAAUCCACCCGUCUAUCCUUCUCCUUCCUUUUUACCUAUUUUCUUUUGUUUUCUUUUUUCAUCCUUCUUUUACUCUUACUCCUUUUCCAUUCUCCUUUCUCUUUCCAUGUUUCUGUUUCAGUUUUUCUUCUUUCUUCUUCUUUUCUCUUCUUAUUGCAUGUUUACAUUUUUCUUACACCUUUUUAUUUCUUUCGCUUUUCACUUGACCAUUCAUUUCACUUUCUUCUUUUUUUCAUUCACAUUUUAAUCUUUCAUUUUAUCAUUUGUCAAAUUUGCUUCUUAUUUUAUUUGAUUAAUUUUUUAUUCACCAUUUUCUUCAUUUUUAAUUUUCUCUCUUUUUUUCUUAUUGUCUUUAUUCUUGUUCUCUUCCUUUAUUCGUAUAUUCUUUCUAUUCUUAUAUUCUUUUUGUCUCUAUCUUUUGUUUUCCUUUAUUCUUUUUACUCUUAUUGUCUCUAUUCUUGUUCUUUUCCUUUAUUCUUAUAUUCUUGUAUACUUUUUUGUACGCUUCUCGCUUUCAUUUUUCCUUUUUUUCUUUUUCUCAUUCUUUCUUUCUUUACAGAUUUCCUUGUUUAUAUGCUUCAUUCCUUCUUUUUUUAUCUUUGUCUCUUUUUCUUUCAGUUAUUCUAUUCUUUUUCUUUUCGCUCAUAA